UCCAAGCGAAAGCACCAACAACUCUGCAAAGAGGCAGCUUGGAGCAGAAAUUCUUCGGCGAGCCGAAAGAGAUUAUAAUUUUACCUAUCCUCUACAGAGCCAGCCGUAUACUCUUAUCAUCAGUGGAUACACCACAAUCUUUGCACUUGCGGAGAUCAUUAACGAUAUAAUAGCGACGGAAAAGCAACCAGAUUGGAGUGGUGCGGCGCUAAUGCAACGGCUUCGCAAUAGAACGUUUGCAGAUAACUUUGGUAACACUAUGUACAUCGACAGCGAUGGACAGCGGCGUACUGACUUCACAGUUUCUCUUUUCAAUGCAAACGGAAGUCGUGAGCCUUUGCUGCGAAAGUUUGGUCAGACCGGGAAUAUACAAGAACUGCAGCAAUUGUUAGUGUGGGGUUCUUCCAAUGCUUCUUUUCCCCCACCUAACGAACCGCUAUGUGGAUAUCUCAAGCAACGCCCGCCGUGUAUGCCUGGUGAUAAUCGAUUUACUUACGUUCUAUCGAUCAGUUUAGUUUGUUCAUUCGGGGCCAUAACUGUCCUGGGAUGUGCAGUGUUCGUCAAACGCAAAGCAGACAACCAGUUACUCCGUGACCCCUGGUGGCAAGUGUAUCUGGAGGCACCAGAUCAAAGAGUAGUCUCCCGGCUCUCGCUGCUAGCUGCACAAGGAAGAAAACCCCGUUACUCAUUGGAAUCAAACGCGCUACGUGACCCAACCACUUCGUCGCCCAGCUUUAACAACGCCAUCCUUCUUGGAUCUUUUAAAAACAAGCCGGUGAUGGGCUGGAAAGUGCUGAACAAAAUGGACAGCAUCAAUAUUUGCCAGUUCUUCGGACUGGCCAUAACAGCCUCCACAACCGGCGUUUACUGCAUCUCCGCGGUGAUGGAGAGUCCCUCACGAGGAGCUCUGCCGGACGUAUUUGACAGUUCUGUUAGCAGAGACCCGACAAUGCAAAGCUCCUUAGUGCUGGACUAUAUCGAAGCAGUUCAAUAUGUUCACUCUUCAUCAUUACAAUACCAUGGGCGAAUCAGUGUCCUGACUUGCUGGGUGGAUAAGCAUUUCACCCUUAAACUGGCGCAUUUGGGUUCCGAGAAAAUUCGGCAUAACUUAUGCCAAGCCAACCGAGAUUUGACCACGAAUUUAUGUCAGAAUGUCAUCGGAGAAUCUGUAUAUUGGUCACCACCCGGAACAACAGCCAGCGCUGACAACAAAUCACAACAGAUGGUAGAUAUUUUCUCAUCAGGUCUGGUCAUCUACGACAUACUGACCGCGGGAAAUAUCUUCGCGAAAAUCAUAGCAGCUGCACAAGAUUCUCCGAGUUUUCCCGAAGUUCUCGAUCUUUGCCUGGAUGCGCCGGACAUUCCUGACAUACUGCGGUUAUGUCUCAGCGCAGAUCCGCUUCAACGACCAGAUGCAGCAAGACUUCGUCGUGAAAUGGUCCAGAUUAAUCCUUUGUUGGCUCCCAAUAAGAAGAAAACUACGCUAUUUGACAAAAUUUACAAACGACUAGAGCGUUAUGCAAUGGAGUUGGAAGGUCAAGUCGCGACUAGAACCUGGGAACUUAAGGAAGAGAUGGAAAAAUGCGACGCUAUCAUCUCUCAGUUCCUUCCGAAAUCCGUGGCAAAGCAGCUGCGCGCCGGUGAAAAAGUUUCGGCUGAAAUUUUUGAGUCUGUGACGGUUCUGUUCGCUGAUUUAUAUGGAUUCGCUGACUUUAUCAAAAGUAGUUCGCCGGAGAUGACGAUAUCCUUGAUCGCGGCCACGGAAGCUUUUAUCGACAGACUGUCAACGGAGUGCGAGGUCUACAAAGUGGAGGCAGUUAUGGAUUCGUUUAUGGUAGCGAGUGGACUGCCAGAGCGCAUCGGAAAAAACCACAUCCAAAGGAUGGCGGGAUUUGUGAUUAAGCUAAUGGAGGCUAAACAUCAGUCGACCUUUCUGCUGAAUUUACAAUUUAAGAUUGGCAUGCAUUCCGGUCCAUGCGCCGCUGGACUUAUGGGACUGAAACGGCCACGCUAUUGCCUGUUCGGUGACACAAUCAACAUGGCCUCCCGAAUGUGCAGUCACGGCUUGCCAGGACACAUUCAUUUGAGCCCACACAGCCAAGCACUUCUGGAGAACUUCCGCCAGUUCGCUGUCGAGUCAAGAGGGUUGCAAGCGAUAAAGGGAAAAGAUACCAUGACAACAUACUGGCUUCUUCUACCAUCACACUAACGGUAACGGAAGGCAUAA
This is a messenger RNA of Paramacrobiotus metropolitanus, 2227 nucleotides long. RefSeq names its product atrial natriuretic peptide receptor 1-like. The transcript is spliced from 14 exons. Gene Ontology annotation, biological process: intracellular signal transduction; protein phosphorylation; cGMP biosynthetic process. Lineage: Eukaryota; Metazoa; Tardigrada; Eutardigrada; Parachela; Macrobiotidae. The record is from RefSeq and is a predicted model, not a curated record. Gene Ontology annotation, molecular function: protein kinase activity; guanylate cyclase activity; peptide receptor activity. The coding region runs from base 212 to 2209 and encodes 665 amino acids.